CCAGCAGCAAAUCCUACGCAACUCGUUUUAGGGCUUUUGAAUCACACACACACUCACAUAUAUAUAUAAUACGCAUCGCAGCUCUCUCCGCCGAAGCCUCGCAGUUUUUGCCUUCUGUAAUCCUGUGUUUUCGUCUUCUCUGCAUUGGAGGAGCGAAGAUCUAAUGGCGUUGCCGAAUCAACAGACUGUGGAUUACCCGAGCUUCAAGCUUGUACUUGUUGGCGAUGGUGGCACUGGAAAAACUACAUUUGUUAAGAGACAUCUCACUGGAGAAUUCGAGAAGAAAUAUGAGCCUACUAUUGGUGUGGAGGUUCAUCCUCUAGACUUCUUCACAAACUGUGGUAAAAUCCGAUUUUAUUGCUGGGACACUGCUGGCCAGGAAAAAUUUGGUGGCCUUAGGGAUGGCUACUAUAUCCAUGGACAAUGUGCAAUCAUCAUGUUUGAUGUGACGGCAAGGUUGACUUACAAGAAUGUUCCGACAUGGCAUCGGGAUCUUUGCCGCGUCUGCGAAAAUAUCCCUAUUGUCCUCUGCGGGAACAAGGUUGAUGUCAAGAACAGGCAGGUGAAGGCGAAGCAGGUCACAUUCCAUAGGAAGAAGAACCUCCAGUACUACGAAAUAUCUGCCAAGAGCAACUACAACUUUGAGAAGCCGUUCCUGUACCUCGCCCGGAAACUUGCCGGGGAUCCUAAUCUGCACUUUGUCGAGUCUCCUGCUCUUGCCCCGCCAGAAGUGCAAAUCGAUUUGGCUGCGCAACAACAACAUGAGGCGGAGCUCGCUGCAGCUGCUAGUCAGCCACUCCCGGAUGACGAUGACGAGGUAUUUGAGUGAAAAUGGGAGGUUCUUUUUUAAUGUUUUUCAUAUGAUGGGUGUCCCGAUUCUUCUUGCGUAGCUUAGGGUAUUCUGAAGUUUGAGGGAUGGUCUACUAGUCGUCAUUUAUAUAUAUAUAUGUAGACACAUCAAUGGGAUUGUGAUUUUUAUGUCUUUGGGCAAACAAGCGAAUUAUCUCUCUCUCCGUGUUCAGGUGGUUUUUGAUUCACA
Andrographis paniculata is the source of this 1039-nucleotide messenger RNA. Its product is annotated as GTP-binding nuclear protein Ran-3. Gene Ontology annotation, molecular function: GTPase activity; GTP binding. Lineage: Eukaryota; Viridiplantae; Streptophyta; Magnoliopsida; Lamiales; Acanthaceae. Gene Ontology annotation, cellular component: nucleus; cytoplasm. Bases 164 to 829 code for a protein of 221 amino acids. The record is from RefSeq and is a predicted model, not a curated record. Gene Ontology annotation, biological process: ribosomal subunit export from nucleus; protein import into nucleus. The transcript has 8 exons.